Anas platyrhynchos (mallard) is the source of this 3257-nucleotide messenger RNA. Lineage: Eukaryota; Metazoa; Chordata; Aves; Anseriformes; Anatidae. The record is from RefSeq and is a predicted model, not a curated record.
GCUGCAGGUGGACAUGUUAGCGCGCAGCGCAGCGCCGAGGCCUGCAGCAGGCAGACCUCCUCCUGCCCGCCGCCCCCUCCGGCGUCCGCCGCGCCGACUCCCGGGGCACUAACAGGGCAGGGGCCCCUCGGAGGGGCCGCCGCUGACCCCGCCGCCUCGGGGCGAGCCCCGCGGUGCUCCCCGCAGCACCCGGCAGCGCCGGCCCGGCCCGGCCCCGCGGCCUGCCCUCACAUAGGCGCCCCGCGCGGUGCCUCCGCCGCCGCUCCGCUCGCCGCCCAGCAGCCGGGCCGCCACCGGCCGCUGCGCAUCGGCCCCCGCUUCCCGGCUGCGGCAGGGAGCGGCCGCCCGGGCCGCCGCAGGGCGAGGCGGCGGCGGCCCGGCGAGCCCGCCGGUAGCUGGGGCAGGCAGUCUGCGCGGCCGCCCCGGGAGGAGGGCGCGCUGCAGGGAGGCGGCCGGGCGGCAGCGGGAGCACACGGCGGGGCCGGCGGCGUGCGCGGGUGGCGGGCUGGCUGGGCUCCGUCCCGUCGCGGGGCAGCGGGCGCCAUGCGGGUGGUGGCUCUCAUCAGUGGUGGGAAGGACAGCUGUUAUAAUAUGAUGCAAUGUGUUGCUGCUGGGCAUCAGAUUGUUGCUCUAGCCAAUUUAAGACCUGCUGAAAGCACAGGGCAGACUGAUGAAUUGGACAGCUAUAUGUAUCAGACAGUUGGACACCAUGCCAUUGAGCUCUACGCUGAUGCAUUGGAUUUGCCACUCUAUCGCUGUGUCAUUAAGGGUACCACCGUAAAUAGUGGAAGAGUGUAUACUGCGUGUCAGGAGGAUGAGGUUGAAGACCUUUACCACCUCUUGAAACUUGUUAAGGACAAAGAAGGAGUGGAGGCUGUAUCUGUGGGAGCUAUUCUUUCUGACUACCAGAGAGUUCGAGUUGAAGAUGUAUGCAGAAGGCUUAGUCUUCAGCCUUUAGCUUAUCUUUGGCGUCGAAAGCAGGAGAUACUGCUUAAAGAAAUGAUAUCAUCUAACAUUCAAGCCAUAAUCAUAAAAGUAGCGGCUUUUGGUUUAGAUCCAGAUAAGCAUCUAGGAAAAACAUUGGAUCAAAUGGAGCCUUAUCUUUUGGAGCUUUCUGAGAAAUACGGAGUCCACGUUUGCGGAGAAGGUGGAGAAUAUGAAACAUUCACUCUGGACUGCCCUCUGUUUAAGAAGAAAAUUGUUGUAGAUUCAGCAAAGGUGGUUGUGCAUUCAGCUGAUGCAUUUGCACCUGUGGCUUACCUUCGUUUUUUAAAAUUGCACCUGGAGAAUAAGGUGGAGUAUUCAGAUAUGUUCAAGGUCAGUAGCUGUUCUUGUGACAUAACCUGCAAUGAUGGAGACAUUUUACCUUCAUCAGAAGUGGAGGAACCACAGAAAAUCAUUCCAAUCAUCUGGAAGUCUUUGAAGCAUAAUUCUUUGGAUUUCACUAAGACAUUUGAAAGCUCAGGAAAAUCCAGGAAUGGUUACCAGUGGUUUUCAGGUAUCACUGCACAUUUUCUUCCAUCAGAAGGCAAAACCACACAAGAGGCAACAAGGGAAGCGUUUUCUUCUCUCCAAGCUAAUAUGACUUCACUGGGAUUGAAACUAAAGGAUAUUAUUUUGGUUCAUCUGUAUGCGAAGAACAUGAAAGAUUUCAAUGUUAUAAAUUCAGUUUAUGUGACAGAAUUUGAUUUGUGUCCACCAGCAAGAGUGUGUGUGGAAACUCUGUUACCUGAUGGAGUACUAUUUUGCAUUGAUUGCCUUGCACAUAGCAAUGACAUCGCAACAGAUGGCAUGUUAAGUGAUGAAAAACUGGUCUUGCAUGUACAGAGCAUAUCCCACUGGGCACCUGCAAGCAUAGGACCUUACAGUCAAUCCAUCAAGGACCUGACAUAUAACUCUGGGAAACUAGCAGUUGGGCAGAAUUAAAUUUUUACAUUUACCACUGCUCUCAUCGCGCUUUCGAUACUUGUGUGGAUAGUUUAAGAUGAUACUGAGAGAGAACUGUAUGGUCCUUUUGCCCUCAUGCUUGGAGAUGUACUUUGUAAGCAGACUUUCAAAGUGUUCUAAUUAUAUCCUUCUAAUACAAGUACCUGAGAGUCUCUAGGCUAUAUUCUGUCUGGGAAUGUGCAGUGAUGGUGGUUUGCUUUCAUCCAGGCCUUUGUUCAACAGCGGACACAGUUUGUGCUGGUCGUUGAUAAACUUAGCUUAGUAUUUUUACUAAAUAUAUUUCAUAUUUUUACUUCUCACUCUUUUUUAUCGUAGUAUUAUUUUAUUUACAUGCUUUAAUUCUGUUUUACUAGUGGAUUAGUGUCAAGACUAUCUGUAAUUGAUAGUUUGUAUGGAAACGGCUUCCUUAUAAUCUUCACAAAAGCUAACAGGACUGUUGUGUAUUAAGGAGGUAAACACGAAGAUCCAGUGUUAGUAGUGAGAAAUUUAGACUGAGUUUAUUCAUGAUUACGUAUUUUGUGAUUACAUUCUUUGAACAUUUAAUAACUGUAAGCAUAGGUCAUAAAAACAAACAAAAAACAGCCCAGUGCAGCACUGAGAUACUAACCACAAAUGCUUAUCUAUGAAUGCAUGGAAACUUGAUAGUGUUUUUACCAGAUUUUCUUCUAGUAAGUUAAUUUAAUUUAAAAGUAUAUGUGAACUUAUAGGUUUUUUGUUUUGGCAAAGUUUCUUAAUGUUUUUUUUUUUCUAUCUGGAAACGAACAAGAGAACUGCAACAGUAGAAUUAAUUGUACUCAUAUUCUACAAUAAGUGUUUUUUCCUUUUAUUUUUUUCUGAUCAUCGAUGCAUAACAAAUUAAAGGAUAAGUACUGUGGGAACAGUAGUAGGAAUAAAGAAUCUUGUGUCUGAUUAAAGGCAGUGAUACUUGCAGUAGUUCUAAUGUUUCCCUGCUAAGACUCCAUUCUUUCUCUUACUGUAAAACUGAAAAUGGUCCAAUACAGUUUAGUGCACAGUCUGUAUCAUAUGGCUUUAAAAAGAGAAAGUGGUGUUGGAAAUAGCUUUGUCUAUUAUUUUCCUAGGACAGAUUACCUGGCUGCUUAAUCUUACUGGUUGCAGUUUUCCAAAAACAUCCUAAGCUGUUAUUAAACAAAUUGCAUAUUUUAAUGAAUCCAUGCAUUUAGGGGUGCAUAGGUUAUCCUUGUAAGAGGAUGCAUAGGUUAUCCUUGUAAGAAUAUCAGCUGAAGAAGGAUGAAGAUGUACAGAUAUUAGAAACAUUUUAUUAGCAAAUCAGAGAUUAAAAAGAUCAUAGU